UUAGUGGCAAACAGGGCCCUGAAGAGAAUGUAACAAUGGAGUUACCUCCUCCGGGAAACCGGAGGGUUUCCAUCAGUAACCCUCAAGAGACACCGCGCAAGUUUAGCAUCUCCCAGGGGUUGAUGCGUCACCGCCCUUCUCUGGCCUCCUCGGCUGGUACCUCGAGGUUCUCCACCCCAGGCCCAGGCGGCAUGCAGCCCCAGUCCACGCUGCCCAACCACAUUCUCCAGAAUAGCUCCCUGAGCCCUCCAGACACCUCCAUGUUGCACAGAGCAUCCAAUGUCUCUUCUAUGCGAUUUGCCGAUGAACAAGGCAAGACACCCCCGGCCACGGAAAAAGACAAAGCGAAGAAGGACAAGGGCAAGAGCACGGGGACUCGGCUGCUGAACAUCCUAAGAAAAACUCUUAAAGGGUCUCAGAGUGAAGAAAUGAUGGUAGCACAGGAAACACCAAAUUUGAUACCAUUUGGAGAUGUGGUCGGCUGCCUGGCUGUUCACAUAAAGAGUUGUACACAGUUUUCUCACAGGUUCAUUAUACAACAACAUGUUAAUCUGUUCAUUCGCAUCUCUAUAAACCACAUCAUGAAGUGCACAAAACUUCGGAACCUAAAACAUGUUAACAAUGAAAAGAACUUUGUACUUAGGUUUGGUGAAGUGAAGUAUUUUUCUGUACAGGUUCCCAGACGUCAAGAUGAUGAGCGGAACACUAUUUUCUUGGAACUAAUGCAAGACGGAGGAGAUACAGGAAGACCCGCCCUUUCCUUAGGCAGUGUUGAAUCACAUCUUUAUGAAGUAAUACAGAAAGGCUGCUUUACUGAAGUAUUACAAAUGAAGCACAGAAACUCCGUUAUCUGCAGGUUGGAGGUGGAGUUCAUGUUCUCCUACGGAUCGUUCGGUUAUGGAUUUUCACAUCAGUUAAAGCCUCUUCAAAAAAUCAUCGAACCUUCUAUGUUCAUGAAGAUUGCACCUCCUCCAGAUAGAACAGAUCCGGUCACAAAUGUUAUUACACCACAACGAGUAGAAUACCCAGCAUUCUUAUCCCCAGAUCUUAAUGUUAGUAUCGGGGCUGCUGAUGCCAGCCAGGCAAAUGCAGUGCGACUUGAAAAACUCCAUGAGAAACCCCGGGAAAGGUUAGAAAAAAUGAAAACAGAGUAUAGACAUCUGGACACAUGGGGAGAAAAAGCUGAGUAUUUAAGGAACCUUAUCACUCCAAAAGGGAUUCGCAAAGGUACUGAGGAAGAUAAGAUGACUGAACUAUUUGAAAAACAUUCUAGUCUAUUUGAAAAAGAGCCUGCAACUGUGCCACAUGGUAUCUAUCAUAGAAAAUCUGAAGCAAUUUCAAAUGAGUUUGUGGACAAGGGUGAUAAGGAAGGUCUGGCAAUACCAGUUUUGAAACUGUUGAACCAGGACGAGGACCUCUCAAAGCCUGCUCUUCAUGAAAGCGAUGACUCCACACCAGAAGACACCCAGCUGCCCCCUAUCCACACCCUGCAGAUAAUAGAAGAAAAUGAAGCCCCACAGCGUUUACCAGGGCCUGCUGAGCGGGAAGACAAGCCGCACGAAGAGAAAAGUGUAGUGUUCCCACCGGAUGCAGACCUAAUCCCCAAAGGUCCAAGCAUUUUAAGAGUAACCACAUCUGUCCAGGAGGUAAAGUCGGGAUGUUUACUCAUAAACCCUGAGAACGUAAGGAGGAGGAAUUUAUGUUUCUCUCCGAAAGAAUGAGGUAUCAAAGCACACGUUUUAACUGGAAGGAGGAGGGCUAGUUUGGGUUCCUGAGAUUCAAAAUGAAAAGGUGGCUUCAAAGGCAAGAUUCAACAGAAGCUCAGAUAAAUGUGUCUCCCCCCACAGCAAAACUUCAGAGUAGCUACUCAAAUACUUAUUUAAAAAUAGUUAUUUUUAAAUCAAUUAAAUACCAAUAAAUUAAAAAUUAUUUAAAUGUUCUAAGUAGAAAUGCCUCUAAAUGUAUUAAAUGUUCUUACUUUGUGUGCACUGAUCAAUUAAGGGAGACAAUCCUUUGAAAGAAAAGCAAACCGUCAGGAAUGCAAAUUAACCCCCCAGGUUAGGGUGUGAUUCU
This is a messenger RNA of Mesocricetus auratus (golden hamster), 2073 nucleotides long. It is a transcript of the gene C2cd6, whose product is annotated as C2 calcium dependent domain containing 6. The record is from RefSeq and is a predicted model, not a curated record. Lineage: Eukaryota; Metazoa; Chordata; Mammalia; Rodentia; Cricetidae. The transcript has 13 exons. Bases 36 to 1721 code for a protein of 561 amino acids.